Molecule: messenger RNA, 2586 nt
Organism: Brettanomyces bruxellensis
Lineage: Eukaryota; Fungi; Ascomycota; Pichiomycetes; Pichiales; Pichiaceae
Exons: 1
Coding region: 1-2586 (861 amino acids)
Biological process (GO): regulation of DNA-templated transcription
Molecular function (GO): DNA-binding transcription factor activity, RNA polymerase II-specific; zinc ion binding
Source: RefSeq, a predicted model, not a curated record
AUGGCAUUACUUUCUCAUGUUUCAAAAGACGGAAAGCCGGCAGUGAAACAUGUUUCACGUGCUUGCUUGGCAUGCCGUUCGAGACACCUCAAGUGCGACGGCAAGGAACCUAUCUGUUCCAGAUGUGUCAGGGCAAAUAGGGUCUGUCAGUAUGUUAAAAGUAAUCGAGGUGGCUCGCGAAGGAGAGGAGUCACUUUAAAGAAUAAGCAAAGUGAGAAAUCACCGGGCCACCGAAUAAUAAACUCACAUUCAAUGACCAAGGACCGGCUUAAACAAAGGAUACGUGAAAGAGAGGAAAAAGAAGAGGUGGAUCCGGACACUUUUGUUCUUCCAUGCGUCCGCAAUGGUAGGGCAGAUAUGGAAAAGAGACCUGUCUGCCAUCAUCAAUGCAUGACGGUGGAAAACUUUAAUAAACUUCCACCAUGUCUUUCUGGCGGCCAGAUUCCUCAUGAAAACGCGAAGAUAAACGGUAAGACCAUUGAUAUGUUUCCUACUUUCAAUUCUUCGAAGGCUGAGGAAUCAUUGAAUAAGAUCUUUGAUCCUGCAAUCUUAGCUCCUUCUCUUGAUGAGUGUUAUAUCUCUCCGGCUCUAACAAGAGACUUGAAUGUUGAAUCUGUUGUCAAUACCUACUACAAAUAUUUCCAACACAUACACCCAUUUCUUCCAUCUCGAACGGAUAUCAUCACAUACUUGAAUGCAAUUCCAUACAAUUAUGACCUUCUUCUUGCAAUGAAAAUCAUUGGAGACGGUCAGAGCUCUAACGUCUACUCAGCUGAUGUUGAGACGGUUCAAUUUCUCAUCAGCAGUAUCGUCAACUUUGUGAAGCAGGUUGGUAAAGACUUCAUCAGUCUUCAAUCAUUGCUCUUGCUUGCAAUUGCGGCACAUAUCUCAUCACUACAUGAUCUAUCGAUGGUACUUCGAGAAGCGUUGGUUUCGUUAGCUUUGGAAUUAAGGAUCAACUUGGUCGACCAGAAUAAUAUUCCAUUAAAGUUUAUUGAUGUGAAUGGCUAUAUCACCGACCAGCAGGAUGACGAAGUAAUGCAGUCCAGCUCCAGAAAUGGUACAAACCUGAUGAACACGCCAUCUGAGUCUGGGGGAAAAGAUGAUGUCUUGACAGAAUUGAUGCAAGCACGAAGGGUUGCAAAUGUUCCUAAGCGUAUUCUCUUAGAAACUGUAAGGAAGACUUUAUGGGAGGUCUAUUUCUUCGAUACUAUCAGUGGUACAGCAUCAGGACAUACGAUGUCGCUAUUGUCCUCGAGGAAGCUUUUGGUCUUGUUUCCAGAGGAGGUUUCACCUGAAGGAUUUGACUAUAAAAGUCGAGCAGAAGCAUGUAAACUAGUGAAUGACUCGAUAAAGCUUAACGUCGCUGUUCAGGCAAAUAAGGAAAUUCAAUCCCACCUAACACAUAUGAGAGCUGCUAUUGGAAACUGGGAGAUGAAACUAGAAAACCCCGAUAUGUACAACUGCCCAUAUUUGGUGAAUACGAAUGGACAAGUUAAUGAGGGUGUUUUCGAGGCAAUUAUGCUAGUCUGCUAUGCACAAAUAUUUACUCAUAGACCUUUUUCCUAUUUAUGGAGACCUGAUAUCUCCAAACAUCCCAAAUGUACCGAUGAAAAAGGUGCAACGGAUAAUUGUCCUACUUUAAAAAAACGCGAGGUGGAUUCUCGGAAGAUCAUUGAAACUAGAAAGACAAUAGAGUCUGCGUCUUCUGUGGUUAAGUCAUUGUUGGACACAAACCCGGCCAGAAUUACUUCGCGUACUCCAUUUUUGGCAUGCGCAUUAGCUUUUUGUUGUCUUGUUCAUUUGAGUGCAUAUUCAUGGGUUGAUUCCAGCUUAAAAUCGCUGGAGAACGUGACGAUGACAUCACCACUCAAGGAUAGUAUCAAUAAGGAGGAGUUGGAGACAUACACGGAAUAUAUCAAACUUGAACUUGGUGCUAUCAUGCAGAUUUCCAGGCAUUGGUUUUUAUCGCAGAAGCUUGCUCAACACAUUAGGGACACUGUAAGGAGAGUCUCUCCAACACUUUUCAAGACGGUAUGUUCCGGGCUUCCUGAAAAGAGUCGGAAGAAGGCUAUUCAAGCGAUGAGACAACGUACACUUAAGAAAUAUGAAGAUUCUCCUGUUCCAGAGAAGGCAGCAAAUACUUCAAUGAAUUAUAACACGCAAUCUGAUUUCAAUACCCAGACUGUUGGACAUACAAACUUGGCUACAAAUCCUUCUGAGGAUACAUUGCUUAAUAUGCUUAAGCAGGAAGGCGAUUCAGAUAACAAAAACACUGAUAAUCAGACUGCUAUUUCGGGUGCUAUCUACAAUGCAUCUAAGGAAAGCAAUCAAACACCGAAUGUCAUUAGCGGUCCUACCGCCACAGGCAAUAAACCACAGCUUCAAGUAGAUACAAAGGUGUCUGCAUUGAAUCAGCAAAGUUCAACUCCUUCAAGCGGUUUUAACGAUAUGGAUCUUAAUCUAAUGACAGACGACAACUACUUGUCUCUAUCACCAACAAGUGAUACAGGAUGCGAUUGGGUUGAUAAGCACGUUUUUGAGUUUGAUGCCUAUAACAUAGCUAAUGAUGAUGGAUUGAAAUGA